Molecule: messenger RNA, 498 nt
Organism: Juglans regia (Persian walnut)
Lineage: Eukaryota; Viridiplantae; Streptophyta; Magnoliopsida; Fagales; Juglandaceae
Product: dirigent protein 4
Source: RefSeq, a predicted model, not a curated record
AUGCAGAAGGAAGCGAUCGAGGAAAGCAUGAAACUCAGGGAGAAGGAGACCGUCCUCCACUUUUUCUUGCACGACACGCCCGGAGGCAAUAGCCCUAGCGCAGUCCGGGUGGUCCAAGCCAAUGGCACAGCACAAAUUAACACGUCGCUCACCCCAUUUGGCACCAUUUGGGUCGUUGAUGAUCCAUUGAAGGAGUGUCCGGACCCUAAAUCAACGGUCAUUGGGAACUCCCGAGGUGUCUAUGUGUCUGCGAGGCAGGCCGAGUUGAUGCUUGUGGCUUACCUCGACUUUGGUUUCACGAAGGGUGAGUUCAACGGCAGCUCCAUUAGCGUGCUUUCUAGGAAUCUGGUGACGGAGAUUGAGAGAGAAUUUGCAGUGUUUGGAGGGCGAGGGAAGUUGAGGAUCAUGACUAGAGUAGCCAAUCUAAAGUGCAUUUUCUUCAAUGAGAAUACCGGUGACUCCAUUGUGGAGUACACAGUAGUGGUAAGACAUUUCUGA